Molecule: messenger RNA, 1186 nt
Organism: Salvia splendens (bonfire salvia)
Lineage: Eukaryota; Viridiplantae; Streptophyta; Magnoliopsida; Lamiales; Lamiaceae
Product: SPX domain-containing protein 1
Exons: 3
Coding region: 191-1021 (276 amino acids)
Biological process (GO): cellular response to phosphate starvation
Source: RefSeq, a predicted model, not a curated record
UACCCUCCGCAUAUUCUCUCUCCUCUUCCUCCGUUUAUAUCCCAUUUCCCCCUUUCCCCUUUUUCCUCCUCUACAUACCAAACGGCAUACCUCAUUAUUCCGUCUCAUUCUCAUAUACAUACACAAAUACAUAAUUCCGCAGUGGUAGGAGUCUGAGGAUUUGGAAAUUGUUGAUUUGCUUUUUUGGAAGAUGAAGUUUGGGAAGAGUUUGAGCAACCAGAUUGAGGAGACGUUGCCGGAGUGGAGAGACAAGUUUUUGUCGUACAAGGAGCUGAAGAAGCGGCUCAAGCUGAUCGAGCCGAAUAAGCCUGCCGGCGAGGGGGAGGAAAGGCCGCAGAAGAAGCGGAAGAUGGAGGAGACCCGCCGGGAAGGGGAUGCCAUGACUGAGGAGGAGGUGGAUUUCCUCAAGCUUUUGGAGGAUGAGCUCGACAAGUUUAAUUCCUUCUUCGUUGAGAAAGAGGAGGAGUAUAUUAUCAGAUUGAAGGAACUACGUGAUAGUGUGGCGAAUGCCAAGGAUAAGAAAGAUGAGAUGAUUAAGAUCCGGAAAGAAAUUGUGGACUUCCAUGGGGAGAUGGUUUUGUUGGAGAAUUAUAGUGCUCUUAACUACACUGGACUGGUUAAGAUUUUGAAGAAGUACGACAAAAGAACUGGCGCUCUCCUUCGGUUGCCAUUCAUACAGAAUGUUCUGCAGCAGCCGUUCUACACGACUGACCUGCUGUACAAGCUUGUGAAGGAGUGUGAGAAUAUGCUCGAUCAAAUGUUCCCUCUCCCAGUGGUUGGGAAGGAACCCUCUACGAGCAGUGCACCGGAAGAGGGUGUGAUGGAGGAACCUAAGGAGCUUGCACAGAUAAAAUACAUGAAGAGCCUGUAUAUGAAGAGUACAUUGGCUGCGUUGCGCGUUUUGAAAGAGAUUCGCAGCGGUAGCUCUACAGUUAGCGCAUUUUCAUUGCCGCCUCUCCAGAUUAGUGGAUUGGAGGAUCCUUGGAACAAAAUCCCUCUUCUGGAACAAGUUGCCAAGUAGAGCUGUGAUGCUCCUGUGGAGUAAAAAUAGGCUGCUUAUGCCUAUUAUUUUGUUUUGUCUUGUUUUGUUCACUUAACUCGUGCAUUUGAUUUUGCAUGUAAUGUAUUCUGACAAAAAUGUAAAAUACUUUAAUACUAUAUCGAGGUUUUAGUACCCUGUUCUGGA